AUGGCUUUAAUCCCUCGUACGAAUCACCAUUAUGAGGACGACGACAGCGAAUACGACGAGAGUGAUGAUCUGCCUGACAUUGUUUUCGAUCAAACUCGCUUUGUAGCCAGCAUCUCUGUUUGGCCACCACGUCGCCAUGAAUUCAGUGGCUUGAAUAUCGAGCAGUUACUAUCCAGCUUCAACAACCUGGAAAUAUAUUGCGACGCCCCUGAGGCAAGCUUCUACGAAUCAACGCCGAGCUGUUCAGUUGACAUCUCACUCGAGGAAGCCCUUCACUUUCCACAGAGAAUCUCCCCCAGAAUACCGACCGAAACAAACAGCAAACGACAGCUUACUCUGGGAAAUCUAAAGGCUAUGUGGUGUCGAGAUGUGGCACACUACUUUGAAUGGGUGGCCGGUGUGCCGGAGUUGCGGUUAAUGGACGUCCAUGAGAAGGUGAAGCUUGUAACCCGCCAGCUGUGCAAAAUCAUCUGUUUAAUGCUCUCGUACUGGACAUAUGGACAAGCGCAUGACGGCAUAAUAUUUGGAAGUGGUAUCUAUUUCACUCCAUCGGAACGCCAAGACGAGACGUUAUCAAGUUUCCUCGGCUCUCUUGCAAAUGUUGUCCAAAACAGUAUCACAUCGAUCUUCCGAAAAAUCGCGAUAACAAGGGAAGAGUACCUCCUAAUGAAGCUCAUCAAUCUCUUCGAUACCCCGAAUGUCCACUUUCCGCCGCCUGACCGUAUCGUGGUUGACGCAGCUUUGAAGAAGUAUCAAGCAGCAUUGGUGAAUCACAUCAAGCUCACUCAUCCAUCGCUCGAUUACAAUGCAGUCACAGAAAGGGUAUCGGCUUUAUUUGGAGUGAUGCCAUACUUGGAGGUAAGAAGUUUGCUGAGAUGUUCCGUUUCAGGCAAGGUGAUGCUGAUUUCGUGA
Ostertagia ostertagi is the source of this 912-nucleotide messenger RNA. Lineage: Eukaryota; Metazoa; Nematoda; Chromadorea; Rhabditida; Trichostrongylidae. The record is from the annotation of a GenBank genome assembly.